CUGUCUUAUAAUGCACUGUAAACACUUGCUACUCUAGUCAUCCCUCCUUAGUGAAGCAGCGCGUGCACGGAGAAGGCGGCUUGAUUUGGAGCAGAGAUGCGCUCAGCGUUACUCUGUACUGGACCUCUACAGGAUUGAUUUAUGUACUUAUACUUCAUAGAAGCUCUACACGAGUGAUCUACACACUUACACUCCACGGGACUUCUACAGGAGUGAGCGCAACGUGAGUAAGAGAAGAAGUAUGGAUUAAGGUGGGCCAAGCCCGAAGCGGACCGCACUGCUCCGGAGCUACGGGAAGGAUGCCCGAGCGAGGAUGUGCAGCAGCCGGAAGAUCGUAUGCAGUCUGCUGAUGCUGUCCGUGCUGCAGGUGGGGCUCGGUGCGGCCAGCAUCGCGCUCGGGGCCGUGGCCAUCAGCAGAGCGCGAGACGAGCACAAGACGCAGCAGGGUCAUGCGUCCCCGGUGUGGAGCGGGGUGUGUUUCCUCGUCUGUGGGCUCUGUGGGAUGCUGUGUGCGAGAAAAAGGACUGGACUGGUUAUGAUCCUGUUCUCAGCAUGCUGCAUUUGCGGCCUGAUCGGAGGAAUCCUGAACUUCCAGUUUGUGCGGGCGCUGGUAAAGCGUCCCGAUGCCGUGCGUUCGUUGCACAUGGCAGCCAUGUCUCUGACCUGCCUGGGGAUCAGCAGCUGCACCCUGUCCACGUGGCUGACCUGUCGGCUAGCCAGCAGCGAGCAGCAGCGCAUGUUCCUGGAGCGAGAACACUCGCUGCAUCACUCGCACGAGAUGGCCGAGAAGGUAGAGGACGAACGGAAGAGAGGAGAGCCCAGUCCGGGUGUCUCUCAGUGUCUCAGUGAAGUAAUGGAUAACUCCAGUAAUGGUAUCCCACAAAUCACGUACAAUGGUCGGAGCGCAUCGCCGUGACAAACUUGUGUGUCACUCUGAUGACUUUGCACUCUCAGUAGGAUUGACGUUAAGGAGCGGAUGGCCAUCCGUAGGACUUUCCAGCACACAUCAGCCCCGAGGAUACUGAAUGCUACUGUGGCAAAAAAAGGGAGAAAUCAUCUCUGUGGAUUGAGCAUUCAGGGAUGCGAUGCCUCAGGAGUGUUCAUUAGUGAGUACAGAGCAUUGUAUCAGUGAGCACAGAACAUGCAUGUAACCUUUACUUCCUUUCUCUCUCAUAUUAUCCCUCUCUCCUUUUCUUAAUGCAUUCCUCCUGCAUCUCUCCUUUAUUCCUACUGAUUAUGGGUUAUGGGAAUGAUGACUCUGAUGUCUCUGAAAUUGUCAUGUAUGGCAUAUUGAAUGCUCGGACCUCAAAUUAUACAAAAUGCACAAUGUAAAAUGCUUGUACAAGAGAAUAAUUUAUUGAUUUACAGUAUUUUUA
Messenger RNA from Hemibagrus wyckioides, 1376 nucleotides. RefSeq names its product transmembrane protein 196. Lineage: Eukaryota; Metazoa; Chordata; Actinopteri; Siluriformes; Bagridae. The coding region runs from base 314 to 916 and encodes 200 amino acids. The transcript is spliced from 4 exons. The record is from RefSeq and is a predicted model, not a curated record.